GGGAGAGUGUAAGAAAACAGAGAGACUCCGGGGAAAAGCGACGAGAAAGAUUUGGAUGGCAAUGGGUUCUCACAGAUCGAAGCCGCCGCUUCACAAUUUUACGCUGCCCUGUGGUUUGAAGUGGGGCAACCGUAAGUUCCCCAACGGCAAAACCGACGCCGUUCACCGGAGAUCGAAUGGAACGUCGCCGGAGAAGUCGCUCGGCGGGCGAAGGCCUGAGGCUGGUUUGGGGUGGAAGAAUCACGGAUCCGAUGACCGGAUUCUGAGCAUGGACGUUUUCAAGAAUGGACGGACGGAGCGCGGCUGGGAAUUCCGGGCGGAAGUAGAAGACGGGAUCGCCGCCGUGAGGGAGAAACUGUUGCUUGAUCUCCAGGCGGCGACGGAUAAGAUGAAGGAGGCAAUCUUGGGAGCGGGGCUGAGGGAUGGAGAGCGGCCGCUUGUGGCGGAGGAGGGUGAGGAACGACCGCCAGUACCGACGACGGGGUCGGAGACUAUUGCGUCAGUGGGCCCAUCAGAAACGGCCAGACCAUGGAACUUGCGGACUCGACGGUCGCGAAAUAAGCAUCUUAACGUAGCCGCCGCCGUCACCGGCGAAUCGAACUCCGGUUUGAAAGUUGAUGUUGCGUCGCCGGCAACGCCUUAUGGUUCGCCAUUUAAGAACAUAAACGAAUCUCUAAGAGUCAUGAGGUCUAGACCUACCGCAGACCAAACCGCCGCUGCCGACCACUCAACGGCUGCCGACGCCGACCAAUCGCCGGAAAUCACCGUAGACGACUCCACGGCCGCCGCCGCCGCCGGAGCUUCUUCCAUCGCGGUGAAGCGGGAGAGAGCGAAGUUUUCCGUUUCCCUUACUCGGCGAGAGAUCGAGGAGGAUUCCGUUUCCAUGAUAGGUCGCAAACCCAACCGCCGGCCCAAGAAACGAGCUAAAUAUAUUCAGAAAAAUCUGGAUGCAAGUCCCUUUUCAUCUACUUUUACAUUAUUCAAUCUUUGAAUUGGGAUUUUUGCUCAGUGAAAUUCAAUCUGAUUUUUUUUCCCAAAUGGAUUAAAAUUGCAGAGCCUAUUUCCUGGAUUGUGGUUAACAGAAAUCAAUGCUGAUAUGUACAAAGUUCCUGGCGAUCAGUAGAAAUAAAGGGUCACAUCUUCUUUAAUUUCUUAUAGCCCUUUGUUAGAUUUGAUCUUGAUGAAGUUUGAUCUUCCUGCAAAUUGGAAACUUGAAUAAAUGAACAUUGAGGUUUCUCUACUUGCAGGACUCAAAUGUGCAAAUCCCAAAUUUUAAUCUCUCCAAAGUUAAUGUUGUUAGCUUGAAGAUAAUUGUUUAGAUCAUAAUGCAAAUAAAGAUGUGAUUUUUACCAACUGUUGCUAUCUAUUUUUUGUAUCAAUUGGGCUUGUUGAUGUACCAUUAAUCUUGUGAUGAAGUUAUAUCCAUAAUA
Cuscuta epithymum is the source of this 1430-nucleotide messenger RNA. The record is from the annotation of a GenBank genome assembly. Lineage: Eukaryota; Viridiplantae; Streptophyta; Magnoliopsida; Solanales; Convolvulaceae.